GGGAGAACUGCGAGCGAGUCGAACCGGCUUCCUGACGAGCCAAUUCGCCAAGACGAGGAGGAUUGAGGCCUUGAUGCCUCGGCGCCCGAGCACCGGGAGGACGAAAUUCCGUACGCAGGGGCCACGAUCUCAUUUCAUCUGCAGCGACAGUGCUCCGUUUUCAACUUUACAAGCUAAUAUCUCCACCAAUAUUGAUCAGAUAUGUCUCUAGAAAAGGAAUUCAAUACUCCUCGCCGCGUAGCCUUUUUUAGGCUAUACGAUCAGUCGAAAAGCCGUCGUUCUUUUAACUCAAUCUGCCGCGAAAAAGGGAUCGAGAUCCACCCAUCAACAGGUCGAAAAUGGCUUACCUAGCGCGAACAAUUAGGGCCACAGGCUCUAAGACGGACAAGAGGGAUAAGCAAGCGCCUUGGCCGACCCCGUGACCUCGAUAACCAGACCCUACAGGACCUCCUCGACCCGGAGAAUCCCCUCCACGGAAAGGACUAUACCGAAAUGGCAGAAGUGCUCGGCGUCGCGGCUAAAACUCUCCAGCGGAACCUCUCCAAACGGCUUAACGCAAGGCGAUAUAAGAAGCCAAAGGGCAAGGCUAUUAGCGACGUGAAUAAGGGGGUCCGGACGGCCUAUGGGGAGGAGCACCGGGGCAAGACGAUCAUAGAGUGGUGGCAAUGGGUCUACUUUACGGAUGAAGUCCAUUUCAAUUCGAAAGAGCUCGCGGAUAAGCAGGAAUACGAGCUACGGGUCCCAGGCCAAUCUCAACGGCUUAAAUCAAUUCAAGAGGUCCAAGGGGCCCCUCUCGACGUGACGGUUCACGUCACGGCCGGAAUCUCCUAUAAUCAGAAGGGGAUCUUCGAGUUCUACUCUGAUCCAGCCGAACCGGCUGCGAAGGGGGUCUACCGACCCCGGAAGCCUCGUAAAUCGAGCGUCCAGACCCCCGAGGAACUGGCUACCGUACGGGAGGCAUGGGAAGUAGCCCAAAGGGGUGGUGGUCUUGACGCAGAUAUUAAGAUCAAAGGGAACUCGAUGACUCAAAAGUAUUAUACCAAAUAUAUUCUCCCAAAGCACAUCGAGCGCCUCAAGGCGCUUGAGGCCCAAUACGACCACGUCUUUUACCUACAAGAAGAUGGGGAUCCGUCCCAUGGGACGCGGAGCUGGAAUAAUCUAGCGGCGCAGGCAAAACGCGCGGCAGGUAUCUCCAUCCUCCCCCACCCUGCACAGUCGCCUGAUCUUAACCCUAUCGAGGCCAUUUGGCAACUCAUAAAGCAACGCCUGCGUGGUGGGAACUGGCAGACAGUGGAAGAGUUCAAAGGAGCGAUUCUACGUGAGUGGAGGCGUAUUACACAGCAACAGAUCCGCUCAAGGAUAUCUGAGAUGCGCUGGCGGUGUAAGGAAGUUGUCCAACUUGAAGGAAACCGUAUUAGAAGCUCGUUGUGGUAGAACCGAAGAUAGAAGUGUAGAAAUAGAGCGAUUAUGGAAUGC
Messenger RNA from Eremomyces bilateralis CBS 781.70, 1476 nucleotides. RefSeq lists its product as uncharacterized. Gene Ontology annotation, molecular function: nucleic acid binding. Lineage: Eukaryota; Fungi; Ascomycota; Dothideomycetes; Eremomycetales; Eremomycetaceae. The record is from RefSeq and is a predicted model, not a curated record. The transcript has a single exon. The coding region runs from base 493 to 1434 and encodes 313 amino acids.